Molecule: messenger RNA, 270 nt
Organism: Anisakis simplex (herring worm)
Lineage: Eukaryota; Metazoa; Nematoda; Chromadorea; Rhabditida; Anisakidae
Source: the annotation of a GenBank genome assembly
CCCAAAUCAACGGAAUGUUAUGCUCUACAGUUGCUCACACUGUUCACUUACAGGCUGUCUGAAUUGGGGGGUAUGAUGAAGAAUAAGUUGGCCAUUUUGCUGACACAAUUUGCUGCUGAUGGGAAUAGUGUGAAGUUGAAUGAACGUUUGGACAGUCUUGGUGAUGCUUCAAAGGGCACCUAUGGCCAAAUCAUGAGUGCACGACUUGCAAAGGUUUGUUUGAUGUUCACGGAUCAAGUGCAAUUACGAGUCGCAUUGUCAACCCUUUGA